Boleophthalmus pectinirostris (great blue-spotted mudskipper) is the source of this 1766-nucleotide messenger RNA. RefSeq names its product serine hydrolase-like protein. NCBI's taxonomy places the organism in Eukaryota, Metazoa, Chordata, Actinopteri, Gobiiformes, Gobiidae. The transcript has 12 exons. The record is from RefSeq and is a predicted model, not a curated record. Bases 102 to 986 code for a protein of 294 amino acids.
AAAGGUCCAAACUCCGUCUUACGAUCCCGGAAGUGUUCUGCCAGUGUGUCGCCCAAUCGUUGUGCGUAAACUUUGAACAGCACUUUGCAUUACUGAUUACAAUGACUACACCAGUUGCUGAGCUGUUUGUCCCGGUCUCAUGGGGAGAAAUCAGAGGUCGUGUGUGGGGUCCCAGACAUGGUUAUACUGUGCUGUGUUUACACGGCUGGGCAGACAACUGUGGCUCUUUCAACACGCUCGUCCCACUUCUGCCAAUAGAGUGCAGAUAUGUUGCUAUUGACCUGGCCGGCCACGGUCUAUCGUCACAUCAUCCUCCAGGAGUUUUCUACACUUUGCUUUCACACGUGGCAGAUGUACGCAGGGUUUUAGAGUCUCUACGGGUGACAAAAUUGUCCAUCAUUGGGCACAGUAUGGGUGGUCACAUCGCAGGGCUUUUCAGUGCCCUAUUUCCAGAAAUGGUGGAAGCUCUUGUCCUUCUGGAUGCUGAACAACUUCUAGUUACAAAAGCAAAACAUACAGCCUCUAAAAUGAGACAAGGGAUAGACGAGAUGAUACAAUUUGAAAAGUCAUCAAAGAAGAAAAAGGCUUACACUUAUGAGCAGGCACUUGAAAGGUUGCUGGCUGCAAUUCCUAUUACAAAACAUUCAGCACAGACACUUCUGGAAAGAGGUCUUGUAGCUGUUGAAGGAGGAUUUGCAUUUUCUAGAGACUUCCGAAUAAAUUUUAAACAUGUGGUUCACGUGAGUUUGGAGCAGAGCUUAGAAAUGUAUUCAAAAACACAAGCUAGUGUCCUAGUUAUUCUAGCUGAACAAGGAUUUUUUAAGAACAGCCUUGCUUCAACAAUUCAGCACUUUCAGGAAAAAAAUUGCAUGUGUGUGACAGUGCAAGGAGAUCAUCAUGUCCAUCUAAAUAACCCACAACAUGUUGCUCCAUACAUCUCAAAGUUUCUGCAAACAAAACUGUCAUCUCUUUCAGCCAGAUUAUAAGAAAGGCUAUUUUUAGAUCCAGUCUAAUGCUGUUAAAAUGAAAAAAGUGACAUAUUGUUUGGCGCUAGAAGGUAGCUAGACACAAUUGCCUGUCCACCAGUGAACUAGUAUUGUUACAUAUAAUGAGAAUGAGCAAGUGAGGCCUGUGUUGACAAGAAUAAUGAGAAUUAUGAGAAUUAUGAAUAAAGAAUUACACACAAUGAUGGGAAAAGGUUGAAACAAAAUACCUUUAUUCUAUUUUUAAAGGCAUUUAUCUCCACAAAUAAUCUUUCUUGAACUUCAUAGCAUCUGAGUGUUUCUUUCCUAUAUGAGAAGAAUUAGGAGGCUGUUUGAACUGCCAUUCACAGUGUUAUAUCCAGGUUGUAAGUAGAAUAAACAAAGUUGAUUUGAUUUCCACAUUUUCAGAAUUAUCUUUUCCUUCCCUGUGAGUAUUGUCCAAGUUACUGUUUAAUUUGUUAAUAAAUCUCACUUUAACCAAAAUGUAAAUACACAGGAUCAUAAUAAUUGAGAAUAAGUCGACUUUACCUAUGUGUUUGUUCUUUUAGACUCAUGUUGUAUCAUCUCGCAGUCUUCCUCUUUCGUUCAGUUGUACACAGUAGGAGAACUACAGCAUCUUAAUUAUAGUACGCAGAGUUCUUAUUACACAAAUAAAGCCAAGUUUGAAGCCAAGGCUUAUUUUGUAUGCCUGUCAACAAAGCACAGAUCCACUCUAAAUUAAGAUAUUGCUAAAAAAAAAAACUUUCUCAGUAAUCUUUACUCAAGUGUGUACCAGAGUUUGAC